Silurus meridionalis is the source of this 1243-nucleotide messenger RNA. It is a transcript of the gene mrpl45, whose product is annotated as mitochondrial ribosomal protein L45. Bases 248 to 1165 code for a protein of 305 amino acids. Gene Ontology annotation, cellular component: mitochondrion. The record is from RefSeq and is a predicted model, not a curated record. NCBI's taxonomy places the organism in Eukaryota, Metazoa, Chordata, Actinopteri, Siluriformes, Siluridae. The transcript has 8 exons.
GAUAAUUUUUAAAGCAUCCCGCGGAUAUGUUUUUAAUAGACAGCAGGAAGAACUUGAGAAGCACAUUUCUGUUCUCCAAUGAUUUGUAGAAAGGGCUGAUGUUCCUCAUCCUGAGACAGCAUGAGGAAGAACCAUUGAGAGCAUCGUAUAAUCUCAUGUGUUUAUAUUAUACUUUUUCCACCUGCAAUCUAUGAGUGAAUAUUAAGUGUGUGAUAAACGCAUAUUCAGUGUCAGUACCAGAGUCUUUAUGAUUACAGCAGCAAGUCUCAGGUGUAUCCAGAAUGUUGGACCUUUUCUGGAUGUGCAAUGGCCCCUGGCUGCAUUGGUUCCCGUUCGCACCAAGAAGCGUUACUUCAUCCCUCCGGCUGUGGGGCUGAAGGAAAAGUCGCACUCUGAGCAGGAGGCGAAGGCGCGUGCUGCUGGAGUGGUCAUCAGACAGGAGUACAUGGAGAGACCCAUCAACAUCUCAUGCACUGCCGGAGUCUUUGACCCGUACAUCCCUCCCGAGGGCGACGCCCGUCUCUCCUCUCUGUCCAGAGAAGGUCUGAAACAGCGCACGGAGCAGCUCCGACAGAGCGCAGCCUCACAGCUGGCGCUGCGCAAAAUAAAGGAGCACGACCCGGAGUUCUCGAGUAAAACGUUUGCCGUGCGAGCUCAGGAAAUCUUCAUCGAUGCUCAUUUGGCUCUGACACAGUUCGACAAGGGGAGACUCCAUUCUUUGGUGACUGAAAGGUGUUACCCUGAGAUCGUUCGAGGAAACCGGUAUAAAACGCUGCGCUGGCGCUUUGUCGAGUCUCUCGAGCCGCCCCGGCUGGUCCACGCCAGAUGCCCCGACAUGAUCACGAAGGGCAAUUUAUACGGCCAAGUGACCAUCAGGAUGCACUCCAGACAGACUUUAGCGAUAUACGACCGAUUUGGACGCUUAAUGCUGGGAGAUGAAGAAGAGCCCAGGGAUGUUCUGGAGUACUUGGUGAUGGAGAGACACCUGGUGAACCCGUACGGCUUGUGGAGGCUACACGGCAAGAUCGUCCCGGCUUGGGCUCCGCCUAAAGAACCCAUCCUGAAGACUGUUAUGAUCCCCGGCCCUAAGCUUAAACCGGAACAGGAGUUUGAGACUCUUAAUUAUGAGGUGCCACAACCCAAGGCGGUGCAGUGGCACAAAUGAGCCACAGGGUGGCGUGGUCCGACAUCUUUGUACAGAUUUCAUUAUUGUCUUGUGAAAUAAAGUUAAUGUUCCAGAAAA